This is a messenger RNA of Lycium barbarum (goji berry), 1250 nucleotides long. RefSeq names its product protein SODIUM POTASSIUM ROOT DEFECTIVE 2-like. Bases 267 to 1169 code for a protein of 300 amino acids. Lineage: Eukaryota; Viridiplantae; Streptophyta; Magnoliopsida; Solanales; Solanaceae. The transcript is spliced from 4 exons. The record is from RefSeq and is a predicted model, not a curated record. Gene Ontology annotation, molecular function: metal ion binding.
AUAAGUUAGCACAGCAUGUGAACUUAAUUAAUACAGGUAAACAGUAUACAUAUCAGUUCCAAACAAUUCAAUCAACUCUUCUUAUUCCCUUUUCUCUCUUAAGACUUUCAAUCAUAAAGCAGAGUUCCUUCACUCUUUCUACUUUCACAAAAGCUUUUUUUUGCAGAUUCUCUAAACCAUUGGGCCUUCAAACUUCACUACUACUACUACUACUUCCCAUUAUUGUUAUACUUCAUUUCUGCCCCUCAACUUAUUUUCUUGAAAAAAUGAAAGAUAUGUUCUGUGCAUCCCAAGCUGCAACAGCAAUAUGUCUUAGUAUGGAAGAAUUAGGCUCUUCAUCUUCAACUUCCUCUUCUACUAUCCAACUCGGUGGUGGCAGCAUUUCAGGCAGCCGUGCAAUCGACAGGUACAACCCCAUAAUAAGAGAUUCGCGAAGAACGGGUCCUAAAUCCGCCUCUGCACCUUGCUCUGCUCGCUCACCAAUAUCUCCAAAACCACAGAACAAGGACAGAAAAUCAACUUCCAAAGAAACCAAGAGAAAGGGCGGCUCAAGAAAACCAUUGAAACCUAAGGAUGAUGAGAAGAGGAAGAGCAGUGUUGAGGCAAAUGAGAAUAUUAAUAAUGGUGUUAUGAAGACAAGAAGCUGGAGCUGUAGAAAUCCUGGUGAAUUUAUAACUCCACCAGGUUCAUCUAGGUACCUUUUGAGUGAGAAACAUGUGUUGGAUGCUUUAUCAGAUUUUGACCCUGUUCUCAAGUUAAGUGAUCGUAGCUCUGUGGAAGAUGUGAAGAUAGAGACUGAUGAAUCUUGUCCACCAAAGCCACCACCAUCUUCUAAUCAGGUGGUUGUUCUUAGAGUUUCACUUCACUGCAGAGGAUGUGAAAGGAAGAUGAGGAAACACAUCUCCAGAAUGCAAGGUGUGAAAUCUUUCAACAUAGAUUUUGCUGCUAAGAAGGUGACAGUUACUGGGGAUGUGACACCAUUAGGGGUUCUUGCAAGCAUUUCCAAGGUGAAAAAUGCACAGCUUUGGACACCAACACUUGCAUCUUCUGUCCCUUCAGCCAAAGUUAGUUUGAAUAAUUCUGAGUUGAAGAAUAAUGACAAGCAGCUGGCACUGUCUCAUGAAAAGAUAGAAAAUGUUUCUCCAAGUACAACAAUUCAACUAAUGUAAAUUAAAUUAUUGUGGUUUUGACUUUAGAGAAAUGAAAUUUUAGUCUGGGAUUGGAUUAUCUUUUCCUGAUGGAUUUUACUC